CAAGAGAACCCCGUUUCUGUUCUUCGGUUGAUCGCUGUUAUUUUUGGUGCAUUGUUAUCUUGCCAAUACGCGUCACUUUCAUUCUUUUUCUUUUCGUGCUGCUUUGAUCUGACGAGGUAAUGACGUCCCGGGUGUACGUGGGACACCUGAAUUAUGAUGUCCGUGAACGGGACUUGGAGAAGUUCUUCAAGGGCUAUGGCAGAAUCCGAGAAAUCUCCAUCAAGAAUGGAUUCGGAUUCGUGGAAUUUGAAGAUCAUAGGGACGCAGACGACGCGGUGUACGAGUUGAACGGGAAGGAGUUGCUUGGAGAUCGCAUAUCUGUGGAGCUGGCCCGCGGAAUGCGUCGAGGUGCGGACGCCUACCGCGGAGCAAGAGGACCGAUGCGUCGCUCUCCUCCUCGACGAAGCCGUUACGGACCCCCGACCCGGACGGAGUAUCAGCUGACCGUGGAGAAUCUGAGCAGCCGGGUCAGCUGGCAGGACCUGAAGGACUUCAUGCGCCAGGCCGGAGAGGUGACCUACGCCGAUGCACACAAGUUGAGGAAGAAUGAAGGAGUGGUGGAGUUUGCGACCUACGCCGACAUGAAGAAUGCUAUCGACAAGCUAGACAACAUGGAGCUGAGCGGCCGGAAGAUACGCCUGGUGGAAGAGCGCAAGAGGAACAAGAGACGAUCGAGGUCCCGCUCCAGAUCGCGCUCCAGGUCUCGAUCCCGUUCUGCGUCCUCGAGGUCCCGCAGCCCACGCCGUUCCAGGAGCCGCAGUCGGUCGGAGUCCAGGUCUCCCACUCGUUCGCGGUCCAGGAGCCCAGCCAAGAGGAACAACCGCUCCGCGAGUCGUAGCCGGUCCAAGUCAAAGAGCAGGGACAAGUCCAGGAGCCGUAGCUGGAGUCCCAGCAAGGAAGGAGACGCAAAGGAGAAGUCCGCCUCAAAGUCUCCCCAGCCAGAGAACGAUGGCGGCUCCGACAAAUGCAUUAAUAAAUAUCUUCCGCGCUACUCACGUCGUUUAGGACCAACAAUGACGAUCCGAGUCUUCGUCGGCCAUUUGAGCUAUCAGGUCCGAGAAAAAGAUAUCGACCGAUUCUUCAAGGGUUACGGUCGUGUAGGAGACAUUCAUCUCAAGAAUGGCUUCGGCUUUGUGGAGUUUGAUGACCAGCGCGACGCAGAAGAUGCUAUAGCCGAUCUUAACGGCAAAGAACUGUUGGGAGAAAGCAUAUCCGUGGAGUUGGCCCGUGGGACACGUAGGGGACCAGGCGGGUACCGUGGAGGAGGUGGUGGCGGAGGAGGCUACCGGGGCCGUGAAGGAGGCUACCGUGGUGGAAGUGGACCCAGUCGUCGAUCGCCUCCGCAAAGUCGGUAUGGGCCACCCUCAAGGACAGAGUUCCAGCUCACGGUGGAGAACCUCAGCAGCCGAGUCAGCUGGCAGGACCUGAAGGACUUCAUGCGCCAGGCAGGUGAGGUGACUUACGCUGAUGCGCACAAGUUGAGGAAGAAUGAAGGUGUGGUAGAAUUUGCCAACUACGCCGACAUGAAAAACGCUCUGGAGAAGCUGGACAACAUGGACCUCAAUGGCCGCAAAAUUCGUCUCGUCGAGGAGCGCAAGCGAAGCAAGAGGAGGUCCCGUUCGAGGUCGCGUUCGAGAUCCCGUUCCCGGUCGGCAUCGUCCCGUUCUCGGUCCAGGACCCCACGUCGUUCUGCGAGUCGCAGCAAGUCCCGGUCCAGGACUCCGACGCGAUCAAGGUCCAGGUCCCCGCCCAAGCAAGCCAAUCGGCCCGCGAGCCGCUCAAGAAGCCGGUCUAGAAGCCGCAGCUGGACUCCAGACAAGGACGCCGCUGAACAGAAGUCAGCUUCCCCGCAGAACGAUCGAGAGAACGGCUCAGGAGAUAUCAACAUGACAAUUCGUGUCUUCAUCGGACACUUGAGUUAUCAAGUCAGAGAAAAGGACCUCGACAGGUUCUUCAAAGGCUAUGGUCGUGUUGGAGACAUCCAUUUGAAGAACGGAUUUGGUUUUGUGGAAUUCGAUGACCAGCGUGAUGCAGAAGAUGCAAUAGCGGAUCUAAAUGGCAAAGAUUUACUGGGUGAAAGAGUCACUGUUGAACUGGCCUACGGUAGCAGACGCAGCCUAGGAGAGAAGUUCAUUCCGCCUCCGUCACGUGAUUGGAGGUCUGCACCGCCAAGACGGCAGCAAGGCAGUCGAUACGGGCCACCUACUCGCACAGAGUACCAACUCGUCGUGGAGAACCUAAGCAGUCGUGUUAGCUGGCAGGACCUGAAAGAUUACAUGCGCCAGGCAGGAGAAGUGACCUACGCUGACGCUCACAGGCUCAGGCCCAAUGAGGGCGUCGUGGAGUUUGCCAGUUACCGGGACCUGAAGAACGCCCUGCACAAAUUGGACAACACGGAACUCAACGGUCGCAGGAUUCGACUCAUCGAAGAUAAGCGGAGCAAGUCGGGCAGGCACAGAUCCCGAUCCCGCUCGAGGUCACGGAGGAGAUCUCCCCAGUCCCGCAGCCCGAGGUCCCGUUCGGAAUCUCGCUCGAGGUCCCGUUCCAGAUCAAAGUCCCGGUCGCCAUCGAGGUCCCCCAGACCGAGGGAGUCCAGGUCGCCCGUGCGGCGCUCGUCCAGACACGACAGCCCCACCAGGUCGCAGUCAAGGUCGCCCAGCAAAUCCCCGAGGAACGCCACGUCCAAAUCACCCUCGCCCAACGACGACCGGGAUAGUUAAACGAGAGGAAGUCCUCUGUAUUCCCUGUAUCAAAUGUAGCUGCUGGAAUGUCUCUAUUUCCUCAAACGUAGCCGGUGAAGCGUAGCCGGAAUGUCUCGUGUGUUUGCAUGGAUCAGAGUAGAAUAAAAUCGCUGUGAAGUACG
Messenger RNA from Ornithodoros turicata, 2863 nucleotides. Its product is annotated as serine/arginine-rich splicing factor 4-like. Gene Ontology annotation, cellular component: nucleus; cytoplasm. The coding region runs from base 120 to 2720 and encodes 866 amino acids. The record is from RefSeq and is a predicted model, not a curated record. The transcript is spliced from 22 exons. NCBI's taxonomy places the organism in Eukaryota, Metazoa, Arthropoda, Arachnida, Ixodida, Argasidae. Gene Ontology annotation, molecular function: mRNA binding.